Molecule: messenger RNA, 2969 nt
Organism: Onychomys torridus (southern grasshopper mouse)
Lineage: Eukaryota; Metazoa; Chordata; Mammalia; Rodentia; Cricetidae
Gene: Rell1
Product: RELT like 1
Exons: 7
Coding region: 133-951 (272 amino acids)
Biological process (GO): positive regulation of p38MAPK cascade
Cellular component (GO): plasma membrane
Source: RefSeq, a predicted model, not a curated record
UCCAGGCUAGGCGGGUAGGGGCUAGAAGAGGCCGAGCUCCCCGGCUCAAUCUGCGGGGCGCCUCUGGAGCUUCACCAUCUUCCUGGGCCGGGACGCGGCGGCCGGGGAGUGGAGGGUACAGGGGACGCGGCGAUGGCUCCGUGGGGUCUCCCGGGGUCGGCUGUCCUCUCUGCUGCGGUGUUCGUGGGAGGCGCCGUGAGUUCGCCGCUGGUGGCCCCGGACAACACUGGCAGUCACACGUUACACUCCCGAGCAGAGACGACUCCAUCCUCACCCACCAACAACGCUGGGAAUGGACACCCGGAAUAUAUCGCAUAUGUGCUUGUCCCCGUGUUCUUCAUCAUGGGUCUCCUUGGUGUCCUCAUCUGCCACUUGCUUAAGAAGAAAGGCUAUCGGUGUACGACAGAGGCCGAACAGGAAGUUGAAGAGGAAAAAGUAGAGAAGAUAGAGUUGAAUGACAGCGUUAAUGAAAAUAGUGAUACCGUCGGGCAGAUUGUCCACUACAUCAUGAAAAAUGAAGCGAAUGCAGAUAUUUUGAAAGCCAUGGUAGCUGACAACAGCGUGGGCGAUGUUGAAAGCCCUGUGACCCCUAGCACCCCAGGGAGCCCCCCUGUGAGUCCCGGGCCCUUGUCACCAGGAAGCACCCCAGGGAAGCAUGUCUGCGGCCACCAUCUGCACACAGUGGGAGGUGUCGUUGAACAGGACGUGUGCCAGCGCUGUAGGCACAAGCGGUGGCACUUCAUAAGACCCACCAACAAGUCCAAAGAGGGCCGGCCACGGCGUCAAGGGGAGGUCACGGUCCUCUCUGUUGGCAGGUUUAGAGUGACCAAGGUGGAGCACAAGUCAAACCAGAAGGAACGGAGAAGCUUGAUGUCCGUCGGUGGGACCGAGAGCGUCAACGGUGACGUGCCCGUGACGCCCGUGAAGAGGGAACGGAGCGACACGGAGUAGCAGCAGUGGCUUUCUUGAAGCCUUCUAAGAGACUCCAAACCUGCAAGAUAUGAAGUUGACUGGGAUAAUAUUUUUAUAUAUUUUUUACUGUUUCUAUCAUGAAGUCAAUGGGCAUGUGGCUCAAACCCAAAAGGGAGUAUUUUUGCUAGGCUGAACACAGAAUUCAGUUUGCUUUGAAAGACGUUUGGGACUCAAAAGUCUGAUGAAAAUUUUAGUUGAGUUUCCCAGAGGGAAAGAGCUCAUUUUAUUUUUUUGUACUUGUGGACCGUCCCUAGCCGCCCACCAUGGUUCCCAGUUGCACAUUCCCAGCUGUUCUGUACACAAGCGGCUUCUCCCUUGGAAUCACAGCCUUUUGAACAGCGGAGUCAUUCACAGCCUGAGCUUCUGCUGGUGUGUUCACGUCUGUUACUCUAGCCAGAUUCCAUUUUGAUACUGGUUAUAAGUCUUCGUGUAUACAGUUGGGCUGUUACAGAAGACCCUUCCCUGCAGAAGCCCAUCCCCCAGGAGAUCAUGGAAUCAGAUGGAAACCACAGCCCCGGAGACUUGGGAUUCCUGGACCAAGAAUUCAGCAUUGACUCCUGCUGCCAUCUGGCCACGCCUGUCGCUCUUGGGUCACUUAGAAAAUGUAGAGACUCUUACUGUUUUUAUUUAACUUAAUCUAAACAGUUCUCCUUUAGUCCAUCUGAGUAAAAGGGGAAAUGGUUUAAAGUCACUCUAAAAAAAAAAAAAAAUCCGUUUUGACAACCAGAGACCAAAACAAAACACUCCUUAAGUAAACGAGCCCCUGCUGAGACCUCUGUGAGUUUUACUCUGGGUCCUGCAGUUCAUCUUGAUGCUCAGUAAAGGCUUCUGAGGAAGACUGUAAGUUCAAGGCCUGCAUGGGCUACAGAGAGAGUUCAGGGAUAGCUUGGGUGACUGAGCCAGACCCUGUCUCAAAACAAGAAAGUGAAAAGAUGUAGCUCAGUGGUAGAACACUUUCCGAGCAUGCUCAGCCACUCUUAGCGACUCCUAGCCUGGAAGCACACAGAAGCCGCUACUGUUUGUGUUGUGGGGGGGGGGGGGGGGGGCAAGCUCCAUGCCCUGCCUCCACUGGUGUGAUGCAUUGAUUUCAAAGAGAAAGGGUUUGUUUUUGUGUUUGUUUGGCUCCACAGAAAUAAGAAAAAAAGGGGAAAAAAGAUUUUUGUAAAGGUAUACCACAGGGCAUUUUCUGUAGAUAUGAUUGAUUCUGUUUCUGGAAACAAGCUAACUUUUUUUCUAACGUUUUAUGUGAGUGGUAGAUGCAUUUUGAUGUGACUCACACUGGCAGCUGACUGGCAUGCAUGUGGUGUCUACAAAGCAGAGAAGCCAGUGUGGAUGCAGGAUUCACCGUGGUCCAGGAAGAGGACUGUGUGUUGGUUGGAGUUAGGUUUGUGCAGCUAAGCCAAUGUUUUCACGUAAACAAAACAUCAUUUUGCAUUUAAAAAAAAACCAUAAUGUCCUUUAAGAGGUGAUGGGCUAGUAUGUAAGAUACUCUUCAGCUUUAAUUAUUUUUUAAUUUUAUUCACUCUAGAGAGCACUUUCUAUAGCAAUAAAAAACGAAGAAUACGCAAAGAUAUUUAAAAUCGUAUUUAUAUACCAAGAGUACAUUUUAAACAUUUUUAAAUAUUUGAGCAGUUGGGUGACUGGCUUCCAGAGAUGCCAAAAAUUCAGCAUUCAACACUUUUCAGUACGUAAGCGUUGUACUGGUUUAUACCGUUGGGUGAGGAUCUUGAGUGUUCCCAGCACCGCUGACGUUUAUGACUCCUACCUUCUUCCUGAGAAGGAUCGGGGAUUCGAGACAAGCUCACUGUCCACAACACUAAUGAUGGGUAGCUUCUUGGUGUGACGAAGGAGUCAGUGGCCACCUUGAUGUAAAAAAAACAUUGUAAAGUAAAAUUUUCACUGUUUCCAGUGUCAAAUGUAUUUUUAACUGUCUGGUUUGUACUUUUUAUGAAUUUUGUACUACCAAAGCAGGAUUAAAAAUAAAAGCGUUAAAGCAG